AUGAAAAAGUGUGUAUUAUGUAGAAGCAACAACCAAAAACAACAACAACAACAACAACAACAACAACAACAACAUGAAACCACUAACAUUUCAGAAGCAACCACUAUUAAUACAAUAGCAAUAAACCAACAACCAUAA
Messenger RNA from Heterostelium album PN500, 138 nucleotides. RefSeq lists its product as uncharacterized. NCBI's taxonomy places the organism in Eukaryota, Evosea, Eumycetozoa, Acytosteliales, Acytosteliaceae. Bases 1 to 138 code for a protein of 45 amino acids. The transcript has 2 exons. The record is from RefSeq and is a predicted model, not a curated record.